GUCCCAAUGUGCUGUGGUUAGCUGCACAGCUGUGUGAUUAUUUGCUGUCGGACGGAGAAAAGGAAAAAGAUGACAGGGCGCGGGAAAAGAAAACCGAAAUCGACUCCCCAGGCUGACUCUACCAAUGGGGAGUUGAGAAAGAAAACCAGGCCAGAGGAGCCGACGGUGGGCCUGGCUUUUGCCGAUGUGUCGACCGGGCUGCGGGAGGAGGUGGAGAGGCUGUACAAGCUCCGAAUGCCUGAAGACUUCUACCACUUCUGGGAGUUCUGCUCACGGCUCUGCCCCGAGAGCCCCAGAGAUGCAUUGAAAGAAACUCUGGGUUUGCGGUUGGUUGGACCGUUUGACAUCCUGGCAGAGGCCCACAGAAACUCUGCCAACCCCCAGCCCAACUACCACCUCCACUGGCGGUACUUCUAUGACCCCCCUGAAUACCAGACCAUACUGCAGGGAACGGGGGACACUCAACUCCACCUGGGCUACUACAGAGAUAGUCCGGACUCCCUGCCCGUGUUUGUAGGGGAGAAUGAAGUCAAGAAGGGCUGUACCAUCUCACAGAUGGGGGACAACAUGUUUGCUGCUGUCUAUCUGUUUCUGGGUAAGAAGCGGAAGGAGAAGGGCGGGAGGAAAGAGGGAGGAGGUGCCCUGGGUAUCCUGGGGGAGGAGCUUAGAGAGAGGGCGGAGUCUCUGGGUUUGUCUUUGGAGCAGAAGUCCAAAGCCAUGAAGCUUAGAGACAAAAAGGUGGUCACCAAGACGUUCCAUGGAGCAGGACUGGUGGUGCCCGUUGACAAAAACGAUGUCGGUUACCGGGAGCUGCCGGAGACCGAUGCGGGUCUGAAGCGGGUGUGUAAGGCGAUAGUGGAGGCCCGGUCUGAUGAGGAGAGGAUGAAGGCGUUCGGCCCCCUGCAGGAGAUGAUCACCUUUGUCCAGUUUGCCAAUGAUGAGUGUGACUAUGGAAUGGGUCUGGAGCUGGGGAUGGACCUCUUCUGCUAUGGAUCACACUAUUUCACUAAGGUGAUCAGGCAACUGCUGCCCUUGGCCUACAACCUGCUGAAGAGGGGCCUUUUUGGUGAGAUCCUGGAGGCUCACCUAACCAGGCGUUCAGAAGAUGACAGCCUAGACCAACUCUCCUCAGGCUGAGUAGAACAAUGGCAGAACCAACUCCUCAGGCUGAGUAGAACCCUGGCAGAACCAACUCCUCAGGCUGAGUAGAACCCUGGCAGAACCAACUCCUCAGGCUGAGUAGAACCCUGGCAGAACCAACUCCUCAGGCUGAGUAGAACCCAGGCAGAACCAACUCUCCUCAGGCCGAUGGGAACCCUGGAAGGAUUGGAAAGAAGAGGGAAGGAUGGUUGUUUUUCAUGAAGCUGUUGCCUCUUACUGUUUUUAUUUGCCUUGUUUUUAUUGAAGCGGUUUCAGUGCUUCAGUCGUUGAAUGGUGUCUGUAAAAGUGGAUGUGGAAUAAAGUAUUAUAUUUCUAAGA
Molecule: messenger RNA, 1479 nt
Organism: Esox lucius (northern pike)
Lineage: Eukaryota; Metazoa; Chordata; Actinopteri; Esociformes; Esocidae
Product: histone PARylation factor 1
Exons: 8
Coding region: 70-1137 (355 amino acids)
Biological process (GO): DNA damage response; regulation of protein ADP-ribosylation
Cellular component (GO): nucleus
Molecular function (GO): histone binding; poly-ADP-D-ribose binding
Source: RefSeq, a predicted model, not a curated record